Messenger RNA from Durio zibethinus, 559 nucleotides. RefSeq names its product V-type proton ATPase subunit G-like. The record is from RefSeq and is a predicted model, not a curated record. Lineage: Eukaryota; Viridiplantae; Streptophyta; Magnoliopsida; Malvales; Malvaceae. Gene Ontology annotation, molecular function: ATP hydrolysis activity; proton-transporting ATPase activity, rotational mechanism. Gene Ontology annotation, cellular component: vacuolar proton-transporting V-type ATPase, V1 domain; vacuolar proton-transporting V-type ATPase complex. Gene Ontology annotation, biological process: proton transmembrane transport.
GUAACUGUUUAAAAUAAGUAUCUAACGCUCCCUCAAUUUUCUCGUUCAAUCUCAACCAAAAGCACCGAUUCUUUUGAGCAACCGUAACAAAAUUCAGCAAGUAUGGAAGCCAACAGGGGCCAGAAUGGUAUUCAACAGCUACUCGCUGCAGAACAAGAAGCUCAGUACAUUGUCAAUACUGCAAGAAACACAAAAAUGGCUAGACUAAAACUGGCCAAGGAAGAGGCAGAGAAAGAGAUUGCUGAAUAUCGUGCUCAAGUAGAGUAUGAGUUUCAGAAGAAGGUAGCAGAGAGUAGCGGAGACUCUGGGGCUAAUGUGAAGCGGCUUGAGCUGGAAACAGAUGCAAAGAUCAAUCACUUGAAGAAUGAAGCUGCAACGAUAUCGCACGAUGUUGUACAGAUGCUUUUGAAGCAUGUGACAUCUGUGAGGAACUAGGAUCUUCCUUGAGGUUGAUGAUUUAAUUGUCUACAACCUACAAUGCCUGUAUUUUUACAUGAAAACUCUGAGCUCAUGCUUGGAAACAAUUCAAUGCUAUUAUAUUAUUUGUCGUAUUUUAUUU